AUGGCUCCCACGAAGCGCCGCCAGAUCCCCCACACCCCACACGUCAUCUCGCCCUCGCCCGUAUCGACGCCGUCGGAGAGCGCAAGAGACGGCUACUUUGGCCCCGUGACACGCUCCUCGACGCGCGCCGCCAGCGCCCGCUCACCGGCGCCCGUAGACGAGGAUUCGGGCGGCUCGGAUCCGGAGAAGCGGGCGCGCGCGCGGACGGUGCUGGAUGGCGGCGUGGGGCGGCCGAGGCGACUGAGUGGGCUGACGGGCAAGAGGCAGACCAUCAACCACCUGAGCCCCGCGGCUGCCAACAAGAACUACUGGCGUGAGAUGAGCAGGAGUCCGAGUCCGCUGGGCCUGAUCCCCAUCCACCAGCGGUGGCGGUCCUUCAUCCACCGCCAUGAAAUCCCCCGCAAAAUCCUCCACGUGAGCAUCGGCUUCCUCGCCCUCGCCCUCUACACCAACGGCGUGCAGACAUGGGCCAUCCACCCCGUGCUCCUCACCCUCCUCCUCCCCAUCGCCCUUACCGACGUGCUGCGCCACCGCUACUGGCAAAUAAAUCGCUUUUACAUCCGUUGUCUGGGCGCCUUGAUGCGCGAGUCCGAAGUCGACGGCUACAACGGUGUAAUCUCCUAUCUCCUCGGCGCCUGGAUUGUCAUGCGCUUCUGUCCUAAGGAUGUCAGUGUCAUGAGUGUAUUGUUGCUGAGUUGGUGUGACACGGCCGCCAGUACUUUUGGCCGUCUCUGGGGACAUUUGACCCCCAAGGUGCGCAACGGGAAAAGCCUGGCUGGGAGUAUCGCGGCGUGCAUCACGGGCAUUGCUACGGCAGCCGUGUGGUGGGGUAUUUUGGGUCCCAUGUUCAAUAACUACAACUCUGCUGAGAACGCGUUUGCGUUUCAAGGUGUUCUUACCCUGCCCUCGUCGGCGAGGGACGUGUUGGGGUUGUCUGUUGCACAGGCGUCUGUUGGUGGGUAUACAGCACUGGGCCUUGUAUCGCUGUGGGCGGGCUUGGUCGCGAGCGCAAGUGAAGCACUUGAUAUUUUUGGAUGGGAUGAUAACCUGACGAUACCCGUUCUCUGUGGUGUAGGGCUAUGGGGUUUCUUGGGAUUGUUUGGAUGACCGCGGCUGAGAAACCGAAGAACGAAUUAAUGCAUAACUUGACUCCACUCCCAACAUGCAGACUUUACC
Molecule: messenger RNA, 1176 nt
Organism: Dothidotthia symphoricarpi CBS 119687
Lineage: Eukaryota; Fungi; Ascomycota; Dothideomycetes; Pleosporales; Dothidotthiaceae
Exons: 2
Coding region: 1-1107 (368 amino acids)
Biological process (GO): phosphatidic acid biosynthetic process
Cellular component (GO): endoplasmic reticulum membrane
Molecular function (GO): ATP-dependent diacylglycerol kinase activity
Source: RefSeq, a predicted model, not a curated record